AUGGAGAGUUUAUUUGAUGUCGGGAAAGUCUUGACAGUUGUUUUUACGUUUGCGCUCCACCGGGACCUCUGUUCCUCUUCCCCAGUGGAACUCAAGGUGGGCGUCAUGCUCAUUUCGAACGCGGACGCCCCAUACACGAUGCAGCGCGUGGGGCCAGGGAUCCACAUCGCCAUAGAGAAAGUGAACGCGGAGAUUCUGAACUCCAGCUACAAACUGGUGCCCGUGACGAGAGCGUACGAUAACACGUGCAGCGCCAGGAACGCAACAGGUGUUGCGGCUGAACUGUACUACAGAGAAAACAUCAUCGCUCUGAUUGGUCCAGCCUGCGCAUACGCCUUGGACGGAGUUGCCCGGAUGGCUGCGUUUUGGAAUAUUCCUAUUAUAACUGGUCUUGGCGACGCCGGAAUGUUCAAGAACAAGACGGACUACCCGACGAUGACGCGCUUCGCCUACUGCCAGUGUCGUCUGCGCAAGGUGUUUGGCAGCGUCUUCAAGCGAUUCAGCUGGAAGAACAUCGUCGUCAUCUACGACGUCAACGACGCCCACUCAGACGUGCUCGGGGAGACCCUGAAGGUCGGCCUGCAGAAGGGCGGCAUCUACCCCUACAUGAUCCAGUACUACAGCAAGAAGCGGACGGACGUACGGAUGUUGUUGAGAGUCGCGGCGGCCAAUGCCAGAGUUAUCAUCUUGAUUCUUCCGGGCAACUCACUCAGGGAGUUUAUGCUCACUGCGCAUGACAUGGGAUACACGGAAAGUGGGGAAUUCGUCUUCAUGGAUGUCGAACUGUUUCCCUUUCCGGGUGACUACUGGGGCGACCACAGCUGGUCGAGAGGCGACAGCCUGGACGAAUCGGCGAAGUCGGCGUACGAAUCGCUUCUGAAGAUUUCCCUGCACGAACCUGAGAGCGAAACGUGGAUCAAUUUCACCUGUGACGUCAUCACGGUGUCGAGUGAUAUGUACAACUUUACUUUCGGAUCAGAGAGGGUGAACUACUUUAUUGGCGCAUUUCACGACGCGGUGAUUAAUUACGGGACGGCCAUUCAAGAGACGCUGGAACUGGGGAUGGAUAUCCGGGAUGGGUACACUGUUACAAGGAGGAUGUGGAACAAAACCACACAAGAUCGUAUGACGUAUGUGUAA
This is a messenger RNA of Gigantopelta aegis, 1140 nucleotides long. RefSeq names its product atrial natriuretic peptide receptor 3-like. The transcript has 6 exons. The record is from RefSeq and is a predicted model, not a curated record. Gene Ontology annotation, molecular function: peptide hormone binding; signaling receptor activity. Lineage: Eukaryota; Metazoa; Mollusca; Gastropoda; Neomphalida; Peltospiridae. Gene Ontology annotation, cellular component: membrane. The coding region runs from base 1 to 1140 and encodes 379 amino acids.